GAUUCGGUGUUUGUUUGCUGUCCGUGAGGCUGUGCUCCCCAGGAGUGUGGUGAUGCCUGGCACUGUGAUUCUCCCACCCGUGGAGGACCAGCCCUGGCACAAGCCAGGCUGGCCCCAAGCCCGCAGGCUGUCCCCACACUGUGACACCUGGCUGCUGCUGGUGGUGCUGGGGGCAAGCAAGGGUUUGGCACCCUCCUGCCAGUUCAGCCAGGUGCCAGAGGCAUCACAGAGCUACCAGAGAGGUGAUGGAUGGACCCAGGAUGAGGAAAUGCACCCAAACCUUCUGUGGUGCCAGCCCCAGCACACAGGGGUCAUGGAAGUGACGUGGCUGCCCAUGUCCAGGGCUGGAGUGCUCUCCCCUGAGCACGGGAUUCAGUGGGUGGGGGCAAACUGUUGUCCUGCUUAUGACACCUGGGGAUGCUGGGCGAGAGCUGCUCCUCCUGCCUCUGCUGGCUAACCAAGCAGCUCUUAAUUUUCCUCCUCUCACUUGUGAAAUCUUCCCCCACCAUUUUCAGAGUCCCAUUUCCCAGUGAGGCCAUUCUUGGCAAGGGAGACAGCACAUCCCACCUUCACACUGGCAAUGGGUCUGUGUGGGCCCCCUGCUCUGGGGCUGGUUCCCCAUGCACCCCACAGCAAGUGAUGGCAGCAAGCUGCAAUCCCAACACCCACCUUGCAGCAGAUAGGCACCUUUUGUCUGCCUGUUCAGGGCACUCACCCUGCAAAGCCCCAUCUCUCAUCCUUCUCCAAACCGUCUGCUUAGUUGUGCUCCUUCUCCCCCAGCCCCUCCCAAAGCUUUGACAAAGGCCCUUCAGCUUCCAGAGCCUGGCUUCCACCAGGGCUCUGGCCACAGCAAUUAGCAGGUGCCAACCAGCACCUGCAGCCAGGCUGUUCAUCAGAUAAAUUGGAUGGAGGUGAGCUGGGUAUGGCAGUAGGGUUUGUGCUGCUGUGGGGAGAGGGGCCUGUGACUGCCUGGCUUUGUGCUGCCAUGGAGCUUCAGCUGGGUAAGGGGUCUGCAAGUGCUGUGGGCUCCCUUGGAGCUGGAGCUUGGCUCGUGUCUGGGCUAGGGUGGCUGUGCUCCCUGGGGGCAGCAGGGAUGAGCAGGGCUGUGCCUGCUUUGUCUUCUGGGGGCUUUGAGGCCGCUGGGGGUGUGAAUGUCUCAGGACUGGAUUUCAGUCCCAAAUGGUCCCUCUUCCAGCAGCCAAAGCUGCUGGUAUCGCCCCACGCUGCCAGGCCCAGCACCCUCCAACCCUGCAGAUGAUCAAGGAGGCACUGCAGGCCCACGAUGAGAAGAAGGGUGCCUCUGUGGUUGCCAUCAAGCGUUUCAUCCUGGCUAAGUACCCCACUGUGGACCCCAUCCGCCUCAAGUACAUGCUGAAGCAGGCGCUGAGCAAGGGGCUGAGCUGCGGGGAGCUGGUGCGGCCCCACAACUCGACUGCUGUGGGGGCCACUGGCACCUUCAAGUUAGCACUCAAGAAAUCAGUGCAAAAGAAGCAGCUGGGCCAGACAGAUGUUGCCAGAGAGCAGGCCCCAAAGCCAGGACAGAAAGGGACCCCCAAGGACCCCCAGGCCCCCACAGCAGCAGCACGACGGCGAGGUGCCACCAAGCAGCAGCCGAAGGUGAAGCCUGUGAAGGCCCAGCCACGAGCAGCAGAGAAGUCCAGGAGCAAGAGAGCCAAGCAGCCCCAAACUGCUGACCAGCCCCAGGCUCAUGAUCGGGCUCAUGACCCAGGGCCUUCAGGGCCCCCAAAAGCCGCUGGCCACCGCCAGGCCCCCCGGAAAGGACGCUCAGGACCCAGCACAGCUCAGGCUGCUGAGAGCACAGGAGGGAGCGAUAGCGACAGCUCUGCAAGUGCUGGGGUGGGGGGGCCCCAGAAGGCCCCCCGGGGAAAGAGCAAGGGGAAGGUGCCCAAGGGGGCACAGCGGGGUGCCCCCAAGGCACAGGGAGGUCAAGAUAAGGCGAAGAAGCCCCGGGUGACUGCAGGAGCUGGGCAGGGGAAGGCCAGGAUGAAGAAGGCAGCCCCCGUGGCAGCAGACAGAAAGGCUCCGUAGGGAGCUUAUCUCUGCUUCUGUUGGCCCCAGGCCCUUGGGGUCUGUGCUGGUUUCAGUCCCUAGGCCAGGUUUUAACUCUGUGUUCACCUCAUCCUAAUAAAGCUUCUUUACUUGCUUCAUGGAUUGGCAUGACUGUUGUCAGUCCCUGUCCCUGCAGUUUCAUCUCUCCGUGCCAAAAUCCCUCAGCCCUGUCCUCAACCUGCACAGCAUGGUGGUGAGCUGAUGCUGCAGGCAGCUACCUUGCUGCCUGCCUUCACAGAGAGGUUCUCUCUCUGUCCCCAUGUG
This is a messenger RNA of Motacilla alba alba, 2334 nucleotides long. Its product is annotated as histone H1.8. NCBI's taxonomy places the organism in Eukaryota, Metazoa, Chordata, Aves, Passeriformes, Motacillidae. The record is from RefSeq and is a predicted model, not a curated record. The transcript is spliced from 4 exons. Gene Ontology annotation, cellular component: nucleosome. Gene Ontology annotation, biological process: nucleosome assembly. Gene Ontology annotation, molecular function: DNA binding. The coding region runs from base 1180 to 2049 and encodes 289 amino acids.